AUGAAGAGAGAUCGCUCAGAAAAUUCCGUUGAAAACACAACAGAGCCCAAGCAUACCAAAAUUGACAAUGAUGAUCCAUUAGUACCUUUUAUGAAAGAUUUUGAAGACAUUCAAAAAGAUAUUGAACAGCUAGACAUAAAAUGUGCGCAUGAGCAAAUGAACAUACAGAAACAGUACGAUGAAAAAAAAAAGCCAAUGUUUGAAAAGAGAGAUGAAAUAAUUCAAAAGGUACCUGGAUUUUGGGCUAAUACGUUAAGGAAACAUCCAGCAUUAAGUGACAUAGUACCUGAAGAUAUUGAUAUAUUAAAUCAUUUAGUUAAGUUAGACUUAAAAGAUAAUAUGGAUAACAAUGGUUCAUACAAAAUAACGUUUACAUUUAGUGAAAAAGCAAAAGAAUAUAUGGAACCAUUAACUUUAGUUAAGCAUGUAACAUUUGAUAACAAUCAAGAAAAGGUGGUAGAAUGUACAAGAAUAAAAUGGAAAGAAGGAAAAAAUCCAAUUGCAGCUGUAUCAAAUAAUCGAUCAGAUUUAGAUAAUGAAAUGCCCAAAUGGUCUUUAUUUGAAUGGUUUACAACUGAAGAAUUACAAGAUAAACCAGAUGUUGGUGAAUUGAUCAGAAGAGAAAUAUGGCAUAACCCUUUGUCAUAUUAUUUAGGACUUGAAGAUUUUGAUGAUUUCGAUGUAGAUUUUGACGAAGAAUUUGAUGAUGAUGAUGAGGAGGAGGAUGAAGAUGAUGAGGAUGAAGAAGAUGAUGAAGAUGACGAUGAUAAGGAUGAUGAUGUUGAAGGAGAUGAAGACAACGAUGAUUGA
Messenger RNA from Plasmodium malariae, 810 nucleotides. It is a transcript of the gene NAPS, whose product is annotated as nucleosome assembly protein, putative. Gene Ontology annotation, biological process: protein tetramerization; nucleosome assembly. The transcript is spliced from 3 exons. Gene Ontology annotation, molecular function: chromatin binding; histone binding. Bases 1 to 810 code for a protein of 269 amino acids. NCBI's taxonomy places the organism in Eukaryota, Apicomplexa, Aconoidasida, Haemosporida, Plasmodiidae. The record is from RefSeq and is a predicted model, not a curated record. Gene Ontology annotation, cellular component: chromatin; nucleus.